Molecule: messenger RNA, 459 nt
Organism: Leptosia nina
Lineage: Eukaryota; Metazoa; Arthropoda; Insecta; Lepidoptera; Pieridae
Source: the annotation of a GenBank genome assembly
AUGAGACGAACAGAAGAUGAUGAUACAAGUCUAGAAGAUAAUACGAUAGAAACAGAUGUAAAAACAGCGGUAACAACUACAAAUACAAUAACAGCAUUACCAACACGCAACGAAUCGAAGGCAUCUUUACGAGCAAAAAUGUACGCUUGCUAUAUGUGUGGUUUAUUUAAAAGGGGGAUACCGAUAAACCAGGAAUGCUAUCAAGUUUUCGACUCCCCUGAUCGUAGAUUCAGACAUAAAAAGAAGAAGUUCAGAGUAAAGUGUGUGCACCAUUGGAGGGAUUAUUAUUGGAGCGGAAGGUAUGUCUAUGCGCCGUUCUUCAGGGGGGGGCUGUUACAAGCGCUAUCUAGACGUCGGCACGAUCUACAACGAACGAGGUUGCCGCGUCAAAGCAAAAUGGCCCAGGUAUGGGACAUACGCUACUCGACGAUUCAGAAAGCUGGACAGACUGUUGAAUAA